AUGGAUGCUGAAGGGUCCGCCGUUGAGCGUGGGAGAGAGAGAGAUAAAGAGAGGUGGGGACAAAUUGGGUUUGGGAAUGGGAACGUAAAUGUCCAUAUUACUGUCAUGUACCGAGGUACCGGCGACCCAAAGAUUAUACCUUUAGCCGAAAAAGGGGCGAAAUUCGAAGAAAAAGGCGAGAUCUUGCAAGAAGAAGAACAUAACUCGAAAGUGGAAAGAGAAAUUGAAUCGGGAAUAAAGGAAUUAGGGUUUGAUAUGAAGGCCAAAGAAGAAAUCAAGUGUCGUUUGACGGGCCGAGAUUAG
Striga asiatica is the source of this 303-nucleotide messenger RNA. Lineage: Eukaryota; Viridiplantae; Streptophyta; Magnoliopsida; Lamiales; Orobanchaceae. The record is from the annotation of a GenBank genome assembly.